Messenger RNA from Diceros bicornis minor, 1854 nucleotides. It is a transcript of the gene GCK, whose product is annotated as glucokinase. The coding region runs from base 1 to 1401 and encodes 466 amino acids. Gene Ontology annotation, biological process: regulation of insulin secretion; glycolytic process; glucose 6-phosphate metabolic process. The record is from RefSeq and is a predicted model, not a curated record. The transcript has 10 exons. NCBI's taxonomy places the organism in Eukaryota, Metazoa, Chordata, Mammalia, Perissodactyla, Rhinocerotidae. Gene Ontology annotation, cellular component: cytosol; mitochondrion. Gene Ontology annotation, molecular function: glucokinase activity; D-glucose binding; mannokinase activity.
AUGGCGAUGGAUGCCACAAGGAGCCAGGCCCAGAUAGCCUUGAAUCUGGCGGAGCAGAUCCUGGCAGAGUUCCAGCUGCAGGAGGAGGACUUGAAGAAGGUGAUGAGGCGGAUGCGGAAGGAGAUGGACCGAGGCCUGAGGCUGGAGACCCAUGAGGAGGCCACUGUGAAGAUGCUGCCCACCUACGUGCGUUCCACCCCAGAAGGCUCAGAAGUCGGGGACUUCCUCUCCCUGGACCUGGGCGGCACCAACUUCAGGGUGAUGCUGGUGAAGGUGGGGGAGGGCGAGGCGGGGCAGUGGAGUGUGAAAACUAAGCACCAGAUGUACUCCAUCCCUGAGGACGCCAUGACGGGCACCGCCGAGAUGCUCUUUGACUACAUCUCUGAGUGCAUCUCCGACUUCCUGGACAAGCACCAGAUGAAGCACAAGAAGCUGCCCCUGGGCUUCACCUUCUCCUUUCCCGUGAGGCACGAAGACAUCGACAAGGGCAUCCUUCUCAACUGGACCAAGGGCUUCAAGGCCUCGGGGGCAGAAGGGAACAACAUCGUGGGGCUCUUGCGAGACGCCAUCAAACGGAGAGGGGACUUUGAGAUGGACGUGGUGGCGAUGGUGAAUGACACCGUGGCCACAAUGAUCUCCUGCUACUACGAAGACCGCCGGUGUGAGGUUGGCAUGAUUGUGGGCACAGGCUGCAACGCCUGCUACAUGGAGGAGAUGCAGAACGUGGAGCUGGUGGAAGGGGACGAGGGCCGCAUGUGUGUCAACACCGAGUGGGGCGCCUUCGGGGACGCGGGCGAGCUGGACGAGUUCCUGCUGGAGUACGACCGCGUGGUGGAUGAGAACUCCCUGAACCCCGGCCAGCAGCUGUACGAGAAGCUCAUCGGCGGCAAGUACAUGGGCGAGCUGGUGCGGCUCGUGCUGCUGAAGCUCGUGGACGAGAACCUGCUCUUCCACGGCGAGGCCUCGGAGCAGCUGCGCACGCGCGGCGCCUUCGAGACACGCUUGGUGUCGCAAGUGGAGAGCGACUCGGGCGACCGCAAGCAGAUCUACAACAUCCUGAGCACGCUGGGGCUGAGGCCCUCGGCCACCGACUGCGACCUCGUGCGCCGCGCCUGUGAGAGCGUGUCCACGCGCGCCGCGCACAUGUGCUCCGCGGGGCUGGCGGCCGUCAUCAACCGCAUGCGCGAGAGCCGCAGCGAGGACGUGAUGCGCAUCACCGUGGGCGUGGACGGCUCGGUGUACAAGCUGCAUCCCAGCUUCAAGGAGCGGUUCCACGCCAGCGUGCGCAGGCUGACGCCCAACUGCGAGAUCACCUUCAUCGAGUCGGAGGAGGGCAGCGGCCGGGGAGCGGCCCUAAUCUCCGCGGUGGCCUGUAAGAAGGCCUGCAUGCUGGUCCAGUGAGAACGGAGGCCGCUAGGCAAGGAGGAGGCUGUGGCCGGCUGCUAGACCUGGGCUCUGGGGGACAUGCUCACCACGGAUGCUCCCCACCUGGCAGAGUCAAGAGGCCUCUCCUUGUAAGGACCAUGGAUGCCUCUCAACUCCCCUGCUACCCCGGAAGAUGGGGAAAGGCCUGUGGGGGGAAUGCGGGGGUUCGUGGAAGGCCUCUUCUCUCAGAGUCAGUUGGUGGGACAGCCCUACGGCCCUGACUGGGUUGGGGGCUGGAUGAGCAGGAAUGGAGACCCCCAAGUCCCUUGCCUUACUUGUUGGAAUCAAGGACCCAGAAGGAGUUGGUCACUCAGGACUUUGUUGCAUUUCUGCACUGCCUGCCUCGUGGAGCUUUCAGCCUGGCUGUGGGAAGGGGGUGCCUUCUGCUGUGGCCUGGCUUCCCUGGGAACUUAGCCCAAAUUGGGAGGC